Messenger RNA from Fonsecaea nubica, 405 nucleotides. RefSeq lists its product as hypothetical. The transcript is spliced from 2 exons. The record is from RefSeq and is a predicted model, not a curated record. Lineage: Eukaryota; Fungi; Ascomycota; Eurotiomycetes; Chaetothyriales; Herpotrichiellaceae. Bases 1 to 405 code for a protein of 134 amino acids.
AUGGGAGUUGGCAGUUGCAAGAGCCGAGUUGGAAGGCAUCGAAAGAGACUGCAGAAACUACAAAACCCGGGCGGAUUCCAAGUUCAGGUGCAGGGCCCGUUGCCUACGGCUAUGCCCGACCAAGAGGAUAUUUUGCAGCGUGACGUGGUCUUUGCGAACCUGCAACCGCCUGCCCUUGUCGAAGACGGAAUGUACGAGGCACCAUCUGCAGAGGUCUCUAUGCCGGAUUUGUUGGCCCGAGGCGUGCCAGAAGGUGGAUUCGACCGAGAAGUUGUUGGUGAUACGACAAGCGCGCCGUUCCGGUUCGAGGACGAUGUCAAGAUCAUCGACAAGCUGCAGUGGCGCGAGACUGCAGGUAGAGAAAUUCCCACUUGUUAUUCGUACGCGAGCAAGAUCGGCCGUUGA